AUGUCUGACCCUCUCUCAGCAACAAGCAGUGUGAUAGGCGUCGUCUCAUUAGGCCUGGUCGUCUGCCAGGGCUUGGUUACCUACUUUUCGACCUACAAAGGUCAAAACCAAUAUCUAGACAGUCUCACCCAAAGAGCCGAAAACCUCCAAGGGUGUCUCACCUUGUUACAACAUGCUCUCCCACUAUGGACGGUGCGGUUUUCCGACACAGCCCCCCACAUCGAACAGCAUAUCACCGCGUGCCAGGCCAGCAUCGUGGUUUUGAGCAGUAAGCUUUCUGGAUUCAAGCGGACGCCAGGACCUUCGUUGCACAGAGACAAACUGCGCUAUGUCGCACACAAGGCAGCCUUUCCAUUCACAAAGGCCACCAUCACAGAGCUGUCGGGCAUACUUGACGGCUUGCAGGAAAACUUGCACACGGUCCUCUGCAUUGUCGGGCUGGAAGCAUCCUCCAUCCUAGUCAAGACCCAGGAUGUGACAAACACAAAGAUUGAUGCCGUUUUAUCAGCUUCGGGCGUCAUGACUGCUCGCAUCCAGAGCGCUAGCCAUGACCUCUCGUGUCUGCGGGCUGAAAUGUCGACGAUCCAAAACGACCUUCAAGCAGUGAAAUCAAUUCUUGGACCAGGCGUGCCUACACUUAUUCAGCGGACUGAUGGCCCGAGUCCGAAUGCAAACCCCCAGAACUGGCAGCAAGGAGGUUUGGAAAUACGGAAGGUUCAAUCUCAGCACCUCCCAACACUAACUUCUCCCACCGGAACUUCUCUUCAUGCCUUGCCCGGACGUCCGACUUGUUCAACCACACACACCUCAGAAUGGUCCAAUUCCUACAUCUGUCUAUGCCUUAGGACCAUAACUCGUCGACCCACUAGGUCCAAGAUGCUGUUCGUCGACUAUUUCCAAACCCAGGAGCAUGAAGAAGAUUGCCCUUACUAUCUUCCAGGCGCCAAGAGGAGAAAAAUGGACAUCUGGAUAUCCUUUCGCUCGGUGCUGAUCUCUCGUGGUGUUCGAUGCAUGGUGUCCUUGGCCACUGGCUCGGCUGGAGGAAUCAGUGCAAACAUUGACUGGAUUCCAGUUGUUUCCUCUGAGACUUCUCCUGCUAUACGAGUAAUAGAAGAAGUGUAUGGAAUGCUUAAAUAUAGUGUAGAGCCGAAUGUUCUUGUGGAUAAUGCCCGUGUUGAACUGAUGGGCCUCUUCGCACAACGGAGAGCACAUCCGAGAGAGGUCGAUCAAUUUGGACAUAGUCUCCUGUGGUAUGCAAGCUUCCUAGCCGCUUGGCUAGCAUGUCGGAGACAAGGAGCAACGAGAUCACUUGUUUCGAGAGAUUUCGCAUUCAGAUUCGAGGUUAGAAAUAUUCGCAUUUGUACUGAUCAUUUUUGCGCCUCCGAAACAGACGCGGCCUUUCAAUCUUUUUGCCGCCUCUUAUACUCGCUUGCCUCUUUGGGUGCCAAAGCAAACCUUGAAGACGUUAUUGAUGGAUUCACGCUGUUAGGCGGUGCGAGCGCAGAGUUUGGGGCGCUCACGGAAGAUUUGAGCCAGAGGGGAGCUCUCGAAAAUCCAUCGGACAAGGGCAAAAUAACAGCGGUCUACAAGCUGGUUGACUGUCCACAGUGGUACCAUGUGCUGGAAAACGGACCAUUGGGCCAGGCGAUUCUGCGACGAAACCCAGAAGAGGCCAUUCGCCUGCUCCAGCAAAAACCAUCUCUUAUUGGAGAGUUGAAUGAUUGGGGCCACUCCCUUUUGCACCUCAGUAUCGACUGGCCCCUAGGUCUGGUUAUCCUUCUCAAAUAUGGAGGUUCUUCAUUGAUCAAUGUGGAGGACAACUCUGGAGCUAAACCAGUGCGGCUAGCGUUGAAGAGCUCAGGGAUUGCAACCAUGAUAUUGAUAGCGGCAGGAUCUGGGCUUGAUGACAAUGCUCUUGAGGACGUCAUGUUUACGAGCCCCGAGGGGGUUUCGCAAGAACUCUUUGAUGUUGCCGUCGAGGGACUUGUUUACCGAAGAAAGCAGCUUCAGCGAAUAGCAGAGUCGUAUUUGCCUCAAUACAGGCGCUCAUUCGCCGCCGACGCACUCAAAGUUUUGGAUGAGCAGGCCGUUGAGGUGUCCACUGCACUUGAAGAGUCUGGGAUCAGGAUUCCAGGAGUUCUGUCCAUUCCCAAGCAACAGAAAACCAUAUAUCACAUCGGAGAACUUUCUGCUAGAGAUGCGCAGCGAUUUUUCAACAAUGGCUUCGAGGAUAUUGACGGGCGUGACUACCGAGGCUAUACGCCUCUUAUGGGGAGACAUUGGUGGCGCGACGGACCUCUGGCCCUCCAAUAUGCUCAAUGGCUCUAUGAUCGCGGCGCCAAUUUGCUUUGCCAAUUUCCUACAUGCACGAACAACAACUGCGCAGAGACAGAGAUUCAGGACGAAGAAAGACAUCUGAUAUCUCUUCUUGAAUCACUUAUGGUGGAGUUCACGGAACAGUGGCUAUGGCCGACGUCAGACUGGAAGGUGGACGAGUUCAUGUCUAAGGUUUGGCGGCCUAGGUUGAGACAGAUUCGACAAGAAAGAGCACAAAUGUCCGCGGGAGACCAGGCCCAAAUGCGACGCAUGGGCGUUGAGGUGCAUUACGUCGACGAGAACUCUUUGACUGAGGAUGGAGAUGAAGAUGAUCGCUAUGCUGAAGAUGACCCUAGCACAUAUGAGGGGGUUUACUGGGAUGGAUCGCCUCCGCGAGACACAGCAGCCGAGAUUGCAGCUGAGAAUGCAGCCAGGAAUGCAGCCCGAAAAGUGCAGUCCGAAAAAGACCUUGGAGAGAUUAGAGCCUUCUUCACCGACUCCGAAGUCGCGGAAAUCCUCAAGGAAGCUGCGCGAGAAAAUGGUCUCGAAGACUACGACAUAUGGUUCAGCAUAGUUGAAAAGCUUGAUGCGCGGCAAAACGAGAGAGUUUAA
This is a messenger RNA of Fonsecaea monophora, 2928 nucleotides long. RefSeq lists its product as hypothetical. The transcript is spliced from 7 exons. Bases 1 to 2928 code for a protein of 975 amino acids. The record is from RefSeq and is a predicted model, not a curated record. NCBI's taxonomy places the organism in Eukaryota, Fungi, Ascomycota, Eurotiomycetes, Chaetothyriales, Herpotrichiellaceae.